Molecule: messenger RNA, 38285 nt
Organism: Pelobates cultripes (western spadefoot toad)
Lineage: Eukaryota; Metazoa; Chordata; Amphibia; Anura; Pelobatidae
Source: the annotation of a GenBank genome assembly
AUGAUGUGCCCAUGGAAGCUGUUCACAAAAUCUUCAGUAAUCAAUGGCAAAACGUCUUACGAUGUUAUGGACAUAAACAAUAACAAUAACCUGACCAUGGGGAUAACGCAAAGGUAACACAUGCUAUAUGUAUAAUGCAGUAAUUCCAUUACUUAUAGGAAUCCACGUGGGUGCAUUUAUUGGUGGGGGUCUACUGGAAAUAAAAAAAAAAAUCAUAAACUUCUUUAUGAAAACAUUUGGAUUAGUUAUUAAUUCUGUUAUUUUAUGCAUAUUCUGUUAUUUUAUGUUAUUUUACGUAUAGUGUAGUAUAGUAUAGUAUAGAAUAGCAUAUACUGCAAAUACAUUAUUCCUUUAACUAUGGAUGCUUCUAAAUAAUAUAUCCUGCAUCAGUAUAUAACACCCUUACAGGUCCUUGUAAAAAAAAAAAACUAAGCAAGUUUACGAUAGAUUAUGAAGUCAAAUUAAAAAAAAUGGCCAGUCUAGUCUUCCCAUUAGGAAUGCCAUUGUUACUUUGCUCAUAUGUUCUGUUGAAUGGUAUUUUCGGAACAACAUAUCCUUUACCACUUCCACUGAAAGGUUACUCCUGCAUAUACUAUAUUUUAGUGGCAUGUUAUGCUCUCAUUAUACCAUUUGAUAGUCCACCUUCCAUCUUCAAAUCACACCAAGGUUGUUAUUAAUACUUAUUAUUUUUCUUUUUAUCGAAACAUCACGUUAAGUUAAUUACCUCUACUUAAUACCAACCAACCUCCACGGAUCUGGUGCUGUAUUGAAGGUUGGCAACAGUUGAUGAAAAUUAACAUUUUAUAACUGGUGUCUGACCCUGAUCCAUUUGAUAUCCUCAUAUAUUUUAUGGAAUGUGCUUCUUGAUACCGUUACUGUCUCAGUGGCACCUGCUUGCCCCAUCUGGCAAGGAGUCAAUGAAUAACUUUGGCUUCCUAGAAAUUCUUUAACUGCAGUUCCCAAGACGCACAUCCAGCUCUAAGGCAGGCUGCAUACAUGUCAAAUGUAGUCUAGAGAUAUUUAGGGUGAAAAGAUCCUCACUGCUUUAUUUCGACAAAGGCACUAUAGUUAUUUAGUGUUUUGGAAUAGACCAUAUUUAGAUAUUGAAGUCAUUUUAUCCCAGCUUGCAUUUAAUCCAGGUAAAAUUUGAUACAUGCAAACAUUUUGGUAUUGUUUAAAUUAUUUUAAAAUUAGGUUUUUAAACAAAUGUUAGAAUUAUUUCACAAAGUUCUUUCAAUUUACCCUCAUCUUUUGCUAAACAGAUAUAGGGCUCAGAGUUUGCUCGAUGGAGGUACAAUAUCUACAUAAGAUAUUAUUUUUAAUACUUUUUCGUUAAAAUUGUUUGCUUCCUAAAUUGUGUGUGAUGCUGCAGACUUAUGUUGGACAAAAUUUAGAUUAUCACCUUUUGUAGCUAUAGGGCAUCAUGAAAGCUGUAGUUCUACAACAGAUGGAAUUUUACCCUUUGCCCCCCUCACCACAUACUACUCAAUCAAUGUACUUGCAGAAAAGUUAGAAAUUAUAUUUGUCUCUUAAAUAAAAGAAUAGAAAACCAAUAUUGAUCUUUGUAAAUACAGUCAUUGUUUCAUUGCAUGUCAUGCCCAGCUAUCAUAAAGUAGACACUCCCAUGACCGUAUCUAGACGCACUGUCAUCCAUUGAAGCGGUUGUCUGUGGUUAGGCUGUCAACAGGCAAGUUUUUCUAGCUUUCCCUGAGUUCAAGAUUUUCCCUAUAACCUGCAGUGUUUUUCACUGUGUGAAUUGUUGUGACUUUUCACCCUUUACUUAAGUAUGAAUAGAACACUUAGCAUAGUUGGUUUAUGCAAACCUUACAGCAAAAAUAAAGACCAUAAAAGUUUUGGGAACAGGUAAUAGCUCAGAGAAACCUCAAAAGCUUGUCAGUCGGUUAGUCCCAUCUCAGGUCUCAAAAAUAAGAGCAGUCCAGAUCUGAAUUGCUGGAAAUGGCCUUCUGCACCAAAGACACAGCAGCCACAGUCGUUUCGGUCUUCUUUUGGGCAUCAUCAGCAGGGUGUAGCUGAUACCUCUCUAGGCACAGUUAGCACGGACAUUUCAGAGCCAAAUGUGAACCCAGUACUCAAUGUACCUAGAUGGAUAUUAGCUACACCUUGACACCACUAAUAAGGCCCAAAGUCCAAAGUCCGAAACAAUCGUUUCGUCUGGGGUUUCUUUAUCUCUUAGAGUGUUCAUAUUCUUUCAAAUUAAGAUUUCUCUGUGCUUCUGGCCAUUCUCAGGGCUCUCAUAUUCCCUGCCUUACACAAAACUUUAACUUACAGCCUGCUGUAAUGGUUAUUUUGUGAGGAGCACCCUGUUGCUGUUCCCUGCAAUGCAAUAGUUCCCGUUUUGCCAUGGUUUGCCCUUUUACCUGGGCUACUACCAGACACAGGCCGUCUUCCGAUGGCAAUCCCGUCAGUCAUUCAUUGGUUGAGUGUUCCAUGCCCAAAUAAUGCUGCUGAAGGUGGAAAUACACCUGCAGUAUCAAAGGAGUUAAACCCUGUAUGUGAAGCGUUUCAUAAUGUAACAGUGAACAAACAGACUCCACGACCAAAGCACUGGAGUGGUCAUGGUGCUUGGAGUAACUCUUUAAUUAUGUGACAUAAGACAAACAAAGGUAUCAAUGAAUAUUAUAGCAUAUGUAUAUGUUGUGUGGUUAGGAAGAAAACAUCACACACCAACCUUUUUGGUCAUCUCUAAGAGAUAUGUGCGGUAAACUUUCUAAACAUUACUAAAAUGAAAACACACUACAAUAAAAAGUGUAAACAUACAAAUACUAAAUAAGUUAUUCUAGUUUAAUAUAUUCACCGAAUGCUAUGUAAAAAUGUUCACCCUUCCAAGCAUGUUUCUAUUUUCUAUACAUGUCAUAUAAAUUCCAAGAUGCAAGUUUAGUGAUUCACGAUAGGUAGAGAAAAUUAAAAGACUCAAGUCAAUGAAGUUCCUUCACGUCUUUGUUAGCUGCUGAUCAUAAGUCACAAUCAGUUAAAAGAAAAUGUUUGAUAUAGUGUUAAAACGUCAUAUUUUAUUUAGCGUUUCUUGAAGAAUUCUCAAGAUCCUUAUGCAUUAAAAGCAUCAUAAAUAGUAAACUGCUCGCCAUUGGUAUAAUUUGGGAGAUGCUGAAUACAGAGGGUUAAUAUUAUUUAUAAAUGACUUGUUUUACACUAGUAGCCUUUUAUUUAAUUCUAGUGCCACUUUCCCAGCUGUUGUUUGAAGUGACAGGUUUGAUAAUUUCCUGCCAGUACUGAACGGAUUUCCAGGACAUUUUAAGAAAAACAAUAGUAGCUUUCCACUAUGAAAUGCUACAAUAUGACUGAGCUCUAGAAAGUGGUAUCUUGAAUACAUUCUGUUCUUUCAUGCUGCAGUCCUUCCUACAAAACAUCCAAUAAUUCAACUCAAUAAUGUUUGAGGAUAGGAUACAGAAGGUGAUAGAGCUAUAAUCCAUUAAGGAUGUUAGGACAUUUUAUGCUGUACUAAAAAUAGUGGACAUUAACACCGUUAGACGUGCACGAAACAUCCUGCAGUUUUGGUGUGAGCAGUGUUAGAUCCCUGCUCAAUCCAGGGUGACUUAAGUAUCAUUUGAUACCUAGGGGCCCCUCCCUGUUAGUGGCUCUAAAGUGACAAAUGAGCUGUAUGCCACGCUCAAAGUGAGCACUGCAUAUAGCCCACUAAACCCAUUUAAAUUAGCUAUCAAGCACUAUCCCCGUGUGAUUGGCAUAGACAGCAUUCUAUGCAGAAGCAGAACAGGGACAGUUACAGAGCAGAGAGUGCUGCAGUCACAGAGCAGAGAGUGCUCACAGAGUGCCCUGUACUGUGUGAGUUUGGAUAUCCCUGUGCUGAUGUCAGUACUGAGUUAGGGCUAGGGUUAAAGUUAUGGUUAGGUAGGGUUAGUGUUAGGGCAGGUUUAGGGUUAGUAAAGGGUUAAUGCUGGCUUACUAUUAAUGCAGGGUUAAGGUUAGGGAUAGUGUACAGGUAAGACUAGGGUAGGCUGCUGUGUGGUUAGUGUAAGCAUUAGGGUUAGGGAUAGGGUUGGUGUUAAUUUAGGGGUAGGACUGGUAUAGGAUCAAGGUUAACUCAAAAAAUCGAUUUAGAUUAUCUACACUUAACACUGAAUUUUGUGCAGGUGCAGGUUUAAAAAAAUAGACACAGCUUGGCAGUUUUAUCCUAAUUUUGCAAUUUGCUUUUUAAAUCUCUGCAAUUCAGUGUUUAGUAAAUAAUCCUUAAAAGUCUUUGUUCUUGCAUUUUAUUAGUACAUACCAUGUUUUGUUUACCUUUUUGGGCUCAAUAGCUCUCUCUCUGUUUAAAUACCAAAACUCUAAAACAUUUUUAUCAGAUUCAUUUAUUUAUAUUAUAUAUAUAGAUGUAUGUUAUUGAUUCUUGUGUAACAUUUAUUAAACAAUAAUAUAUUUUUGUGACUAUUGUGGUCAAGCAACAAUAGUUUUGUUGAAUUCAAUUUUCCAUACGUUAGUCAUCAAACCGAACUGUACAGGAAGGAUGACAUCACAUGUGCAUUAAUACAGUGUCACAUAGAUUAUCAAUUCAGACAUUUCUUCCAACACUCCCUGAUCUGCACAUACAUGGGGAGCAUAUCAGGGUUGGGCUAACUGUGCCCCCUGUGGCUGUAUCCUCAGUAAAUUCCAUUGCCUACAGUCAGCCUUUCAUAUAUGGAUCAUCGAAUUUGUGCGUCAUCAUCUACAGGGCUUAAUAAGAGCCCCAUAGAAGAUAUACAAAAGAGUAUCCAGUGUGAUCAAUGUAGUAUGAUACAGUCAUAUAUAUGCCAACGGUAGCAUUAGUAAAGAGGUCUCUUAUUACAUUUCAUGGUGGUUAUAAGUUGGAAUUGAUGCUUUGCUGUGUUUUACUGACACAACUGAAGAAAUUGAAGUGAUGGAGGAAUGUAUAACUGCUCAGGAUAGGUAACGGUCAUACUACUAUAAUACAUAAUGAGGUUGGCUAGUUUGAAAACACUGUUCUUCUGGAUUGCAGUCACGUUGUGUUGUGUUUGGCAUGGUGACAUAUGAAAUCAUGCACUUGUUUCGUAAAUGCUUUGAGUAUUUUCUUCUAGCAUCACUGAAUGAAUUGAGUGUAUUGCCAUACGUAGAGCUUUGUUUAUUGUGCAAUGUUAUGAUUUAAUUCAACAGUAAAUAAAAGUGGUUCUAGGAAAAAAAAAGUGGACUGUGAUGCAAAGUUCUUAAAUUAGAACCUUCACCAAAGAAAACUAGCUGGAUUUUCCAGCUGAUAAGCUCUGCUUUUAGAACUUUGAUCUAGGAUUUCACUGCAUACAUAGCCAGACAGAGCCUAUAACUAGCAGUUUAUUGAAAAUUAUUUGAACAAAAAAGGUAGUUAUUGGAGAACCGUAAAAAAGUUGCAGCUUCGUAAAUCUGAUAAGGGUUCACCAGAAAAGCUCAAAUAACAGUCUUAAAUACCUCCUAAAAAAACUAUCAUUUGGAAAAAAGAAAACACAAACAGACCAAUGGGAGUGAUUUAAAUUCAAAUUGAGCAGUAUUUUAAUAUGAUUUAUAUAGCUAUAAAUAUAUAUCUUAUUUUUUUUUUCAGUUCCUGCAAACAUGAAGAGGUCAAAAAUAAUUUGAAGCAAAAUGAUAUAAUUGGAUUGAAAUCUGAAACAGUGGUAUGUGCAUCAACAAACAGAUAAGAAUUACUUUUUGUAUUAUUUAUGAUUUUGUGUGUGUGGUUAAAUACAAGUGACAAGCUGUAAUACAGACAACAAUAUGAUGGAAAACCAUUUAAAAACUUGUGAUAAAACUGGGCAUCUGUAAGGAUCAGCAUCACUAAUUACUGCCAUAAUUUAUAUCAAUUUAUAAAUUGCUUGAGAUGUUUGAAAGAUCAAGAGGCUGAUGAGAAAUGGAGGGAUAGAUGUAAGGAAUGAAGGAUGGAUGGACAUAUAGUCAGAUGUUGUUCUUGGCAGACUUCCUACCAGUAGACAAAUAGAUAUACAGACAGAUCAGACAAACAGACAGACCGAUGUGCUGUACAAUAAUCAGCAAUAUACAUAUCAUCAUUUUUUGAUUGUUCAAUAUAUUUUAAUUCUUUUCAUUGUGAAGGAUACUCCAGAAAACCUCAAACUGCUUCAUAAAAAUAUUUCCUGUCCAAAAUAUUUGAAACUAAAGAACUAUGAAAAUGGAAAAAUCUUACAAGACACACUACACCUCAAUGCCAAAAAGGUGAGCAAUAAUUACAUUAAUCCUAUAACUUCCCACAGUGGCCUUGAUUUCUUAUUUUUUGGAUAAACUUUUCAAAUGAUUUAAUAGUAUGAAUUUAAAAAAACUAAUAAUAUUUUGAUAUUUGUUAUUUUUUUAUAUAUUAUUUAUUUUUUGAUAUUUCCACAUAUUGAAAACAAUCACUGUAAAAGUUUGUCCAAUAAUAUUAAAUACAUUGAAAAGCUUAUCCAAAAAUAUUAAGUCAAGGCCAAUAUUUGCACUUGUGCUACAAAUGAAUGCUAAAUUAAGUUUUGUCCAUAAAGCCCAGAUUGGUUUCAUCUUUGUUCCACUGCUGGUGUAAAGGAACACAUUUCUGCAUUUAUGGAGACGGACUUUAAACACCUGUCUCCUCCCUUUCUUUCACACUCUACAGUAAAUGGUGUAGAUCAAAUUUUAAGCUGCAUUCUACCAGCUGGUGGAAGGGUACCAAGGGCUCCGAGUACUACCAGCACAAUGACCACACAGCAGAACUUCAUUGCAGGGUGCAACAGCAGUCUUAAGAAUGUAGAACUGGCUAUUGUACAUAUAAAUUGACUGUAUGUGUAGCUAUACAUUCACUAUUUUUGCAUUCUGGUGGUGUUUUUAGAAAGCCAUAUUCCCAAGAAAAGUCAUUAGACUCCUUACAAACAACUACAUAUAAGCUACCAUUGUUAUUAAUCUGAAUUUGCCUAACCUACUGAAGGUAACAAAAUAGGUAUUUUUUCUUCAAUGCAAAUAUUUCAUGCUUUGUUUGAAGUAUUGUAAAAGAAGGGAUACUGUGAUGCCUCUAAAACAUCUUAUAGUGAGAUAUCUAAUUAAAGCAUGAACAAAUAUAUAAAAAAAAAAAAAAUAGCGUACAUCAUUAAUAUUUCUAUAGUCCUGUAUAAAAUAAUAUAAUAUGUAUACAAAAUUGCUGUUGUAUGCUAAAUGUAUUUACUAGCUCUGUGUCUGCCAAAGAAAUGUUUAGCUGUUUUUUUGUAUUUAAAGUAACACUCCAAGCUUUAUAACCACUGCAGCUCGCUUGUCCAUAGAGCAAUGUAACAAUUUCUGUGGCAGGUAAAUUGAAAUUUAUUACUAGAAUUGUUUUAGUACAUUUAACAAAACAUACUGACGUGCUUUUCUUUUGCCUUUUAAAGUAAAGUUUAUUUUAGGCAACGGGUUUCAGUUAAAUACAGUAAAUGCGUAUCUGCAUAAAAAAAAAAAAAAAUCAAAAUGUGAAUGACUGUUUACUUUUCAGAACCUCAGCUGCCAAUCCAAAGUUUGUCACGGAUCAAUCAUGAACCCUAAGAAUUAUAUAAGGGGUCCCAGGGAGGAGAGGGUACCUGCUGAUGUUGUAUUACCUCAAGCGAUCGAAUUCAUUAACCAAUAUUACAAUUCCUUCAAAGAGUAAGUCACUCAGUGAUUCUUUAAAUGUAUACUUUGUUGCUUGUCACGUAGGCAUGUCUGUAUUUAUGUAGAGACGUAGGCCCAGUUUAUGUAUUCAAAUACCAACUGUCUUGAAAUGUUGAAUUUCAAGUAUUGGCCACAUACUCUGACAAGACACAUGUUAACACGGUCUGUUGUGUUACUAUUGUUGGCUUUUCUAAAUUACACAUCUUUUCAGUCCACAAAUAGAAAACCACCUCAAUAGGCUAGAGAUUGUUGUCAAGGAAAUCGAUAGGACCGGAACGUACCAACUAACGUACGAUGAGCUUGUUUUUGCUGCAAAACAAGCAUGGCGAAAUGCUCCCAGGUGUAUCGGAAGGAUUCAAUGGUCUAAUUUACAGGUAUGAAUAAAAAUUCACACUUUUGUGAACAUUUUUAAUUUUUUAUGUAGGUACAUUCUAUUUAUUAUCAACAAAGAUGCAUAAGUUUGUAAGUUAAAAAAAACACUGUAGUGUCAGGAAUACAAACAUGUAUUCCUGACACUAUAGUGCUAAAAGCAUAUUUUAGGUGGCUGACCCCCCCUUGGCCUGUACAAAAGUGUUAAAACUCACCUUUAUUCCAGCACUGCGCAGGUCCACCCCCCAGUCUGCUUCCUUGGCUGCGAUCCUCAAAAUUGACAAUGUCAGCCAAUCCAAUGCUUUACCAUAGGAAAGCAUUGGGAGGCUAUUGCGCAUGUGCAGCAAAACUCUGUGCUGUGCCAAUCAGCACCUCCUCACAGACAUGCAUUGAAUCAAUGCAUUUCUAUGAGGAACAUUCAGUGCCUCCAUGAAGACUGUAGAGUCCCUGAAAGUCAGUGCUGCACAUUGUGCAGUUCUGACCCAGGAAGCACCUCUAGUGGCUGUCUGAGUGAUUGCCACUAGAAGUGUUCCUAGGCAAUAAUGUAAAAACUGCCUUUUCUCUGAAAAACUACAGAUUACAGACACCAGUACUAUACUACAUUAAGCUGUAGUUGUUCGGGUGACUACAGUGUCCCCUGAAGAACAUGUCAUUUUAGAUCAAUUCACUAAACAGUCAAUUGUGGUUUUUUUUUUUUCCUACUGAGUUAUUGCAGCAAACAUUUUGAAGUCAUCUGUUUAUUCACCACAGUUUAUUUCACCACAGUGCUGUUUGCUUGCGAAUCCCAUAUUGCAUAAGGCUGCUCUAAUAUUGUUCAUUAGAAUUCUAGCAAUCUUUCAUUUUAUAUUUGUAUUUAAUAACCAGAAUAGAGCUUCAACCAAUCUCUGAUAUAGGAAUUACUGUAAAGAUAUUAAAUCUAGUGAUUUAUGUGGCAGAUAGAUUGUUCAAUUUUUCUGUAGGGUGGGAAGAAGUCAUUACAAAAUCCCAUAGAUGUAUAUAAACUCUCAGGGUUGUUUGGACAAUUUAAAGUGAACUUGAAUUGAAUUGGACAAUUUUCCAGAUCAGCUGGUUUGGCUAGAGAGGGCUUCAAUUCACCUGAAAAAAUGAUAGCUCAUCUUCAUUUCUUUGAAGCAGUACACCAAAAUAACAUGAGUUGAGUUUAAAAAAAGAAAAUGUUAAUUUCAUGUCAUAGAAUUUAAGGCAUAUUAUUUCAUUAAAUAUACAAUGUCACCUAGCACUCUGAAAUAAGGAGAAAACGCCUUGAUUUAGGCAAGAAUACUUGAGUUGGGUAAAAUUGUUUUCCAAUCAUGCUUUUAUGACCUCAAUUUUAGAAGUCAGUUAAAAUAUUAAUUAAAUUUGCUGUUUAGUGGAAAAAAAAACCUUAGGUAUCAAGAAAAUCUAAAAAUAAAACUACAUAUGCAAUCAUUUAUUUAUUUUUGUUCAAGGUAUUUGAUGCACGCAACUGCAAGACAGCCAAAGAAAUGUUUGAUCUUAUUUGUCGACACAUUAAAUAUGCCACGAAUGGUGGGAAUAUCAGGUGAGCUGUUGCUAGGAUUCAUGCAUGCAGAUCACAAGAUAGCAAUAUUAGAGCUGGAUUCUAUUACAUGUGAUAAACUUAAAGGAAUACUCUAAGCACCAAAACAACUUUAGCUUAAUGAAGCAGUUUUGGUGUAUAGAGCAUGCCCCUGAAGUUCCGCUGAUCAGUUCUCUGCGAUUUAUGAUUUAAAUAAUUUUUUGUUUCUAUGUAUAGCCACACCUUCCUCAGGCUAUGAGUCACACAGGCUCCAUGAAAAAAAAAAUGUUUAAUCUUUUGUGCAUUAGAAUUCUAGCAAUCUUUCAUGUUAUAUGUGUAUUUAAUAACCAGAAUAUGGCUUCAACCAAUCUCUGAUAUAGGAAUUACUGUAAAGAUAUUAAAUCUAGUGAUUUAUGUGGCAGAUAGAUUGUUACAUUUUCCUAUAGGGUGGGAAGAAGUAAUUUCAAAAUCACAUAGAUGUAUAUAAACUCUCAGGUUUGUUCGCUAAUUCAAAGUGAACUUGAAUUGAAUUGGACAAUUGUCCAGAUCAGCUAGUUUGGCUAGUGAGGGCUUCAAUUCACCUGAAAAAAAUAGAUCUUACAGCACAGUGUGUUUACGUUAGAAGUUCAUUGUAAAUUGAACUGUACUCACACUCAGGAGACCAUAGCAGGCUAUUAACAGAGCAGGAGAUGGGAAAUUAUAAAUUUAGCACACUGUGCUAUAAGGGAACUUAAGAAAUAUAGACUCUUUUUUCAGGAAGUGUGUAGAGAGACUAUGAGUCAGCUAAAUUAACAAAGUGAUUCAAUACCUAAAUGACAGAUAAUUGAGAAGCAAGAUUGCAGGGGAUUUAUAGUAACUCCAUAGCAGUUCUUUCAUUGACUAUGGGAGUAUUUCUUUUCAAUUGCCUAUUUAACAGAAUCUAGCCCUGAAUGUGAAAUUUACUACAGAAAGCUUUAAUCUCCUCAUGAAAAGUGAUUUGCCAGGUUUGUAAUUUUAUUAACAUUUUUUUACAUAGCGUGUUGUCAAGAUGGUUUAAUAGCAAACUCACAAAUUAUACAGUAGAAUACUAAACAAGUUAAGCUUGAAAUGUUAAUUUCGAAGACUGUAUCUUUUCUUAUGCAUGUGCAUAUAAAAAACAGCAACUAACCAAAUAAACUAUGAAUUGUUUUGUUCUAAGGUCUGCAAUUACAGUAUUUCCCCAGAGGACUGAUGGGAAGCACGAUUUCCGCAUGUGGAACAGCCAGCUGAUUCGUUACGCAGGCUUUGAAAUGGAAGAUGGCUCUGUCCUUGGUGAUCCAGCCAGCACAGACUUUACCAAGGUAUGCUAAAUUAUUUUGUUACCAAAAGACACAAAUCUGGUUACGAAGAUUCUGAUUUUUAUCUCUGCUAUUCAAAUCGUCAGUGAUAUAGUCAUAUCAGUAUUAUUAUUGUAUACAAAGCAUGACAAAUUCCAUAGAUUUGUAUGAUCAUUCAUUGAAAUACCUAGGAGUUUAUUCACUAAAUUGUGAAUUGUGGUGUAUCGAAAAUGGAAUUGCAAAAUUUAGGCCAAAAUAGAUAGUUUGGAAAAAUUCUCAACUAUUGUCAAAGUUUAGAUAUUUUAGCUAGAAUGUUGAACCCGUACCGAGGUCACAAAUAGAUUGUUCCUUAACUAAAAACAAAUAUAUCUGUUUCAGUUAUGUAUUCAUCUUGGAUGGAAGCCAAAAUAUGAACGGUUUGAAAUCCUUCCAUUGGUGCUCCAGGCAGAUGGUCAGGAUCCUGAAAUGUUUGAGAUACCAUCAGAACUCAUCCUUGAAGUUGUAAUGGAACAUCCAAGGUAAGUUGUCUUACAAGCAUUCAAACGUUCCUUAUGAUCUAUAACAAUUUUAAAAUAUUCCUAUUUUCUACCAGCUUGUGCACCUAUCAAAUGCAACACGAUGGGCUCUGUCAAUUGAAAAUAUUUCAGGAUUUAAGGAUCUAACUUUCAGGAUUUACAGAUCUAUUUACUAAACUCUGCAUAUUGUCCACAUUAACAAAAUUUGCUGAAAAGGCUGGAAUUCCAACUGGAUUGGCAAUUCUAAUAUUUACUAAAAUCAAUUCUGGUUUGAAUUUGGUCAGCUUGACCGAAUCUGUUCCAUUCGGCCUAAUGCAUUCUGUAUCAUCUUUAAAAUCAGUGGUUUUUACAUCUGACAUUUAGACAUUUACAAAGCACUAAUUUAAAAAAAAUCUCUGGACUGAUUGCAUCUGGUAAGAUGCACAUUAGCAAACUAAUUUACUUGCUAGGAUAAUUGUCAGGACUAUUUGCUACAGGUUUUGAUCCUUUUGUUCCGGUUUGUUCCGUGCAAUGUUAUUUUGACUUUAAGCUUUAGAUCUACUGACAAUUAAAAACUGCAUUAUUAAAUGCAUGCUUUCAUUUUGUGUAUAUCUACUAAAUAGUGAUUUGUAUAAAUGGAAAGGCAAAGCUUGUAGUUGUAGGUGGAGAUAUUCCGGCCUAUAAAUACACAGGCUGCCCCUUCCUCAGGGCUCAGACUGUCUGGUUCAGCCAACCCACCACUCCCUUUAUCAAGCCAUUUAAAUUGGUGGCCCUCUUUUUACAGGCCUAACCGAACAUCGGUUUCGGCACACCACAACUGACUUAAUAUAACUCAGCUUAUUGUCCUCAACUACAAAUAUAUAUAUAUAUAUAUAAUUCACACUGGGUCUUGCACUCCUGCUCCCAGUCUUGUUUAUUGCCUAGGUGCCACUCCGACCUCAAAAUAUAAAAUACCUUGUUGGAAGUGCACUCACAAGACUUGAUACUGUUGCCAAAAAUGUGCCAUUUAUUCAAGCUUCAAAAGUUGAUUACAUAGUGUCGACGUUUCAGUCCACUGGGGACUUUUUUCAAGACAAUCUAACAAUGUGACUCAUUGCAUUUAAAUAUACACUGUGAACUGUUGAUUGGAGGGUAAAGGAACACUAACGAGGUUCAAUUACAUCAGGUGCAUCGUGAGUAUAACAUAUGGUACCAAUUACUAAAGUGUUUGUUUAAUUAUAUAUACAGUAUUCAAUAAAAUCAUUGAACAUACCUAAAGUGAAAAAACUCAACUAUUUACAUAUCCUCAGGGUUCAGACUGUCUGGUUCAGCCCACCCACCACUCCCUUUAUCAAGCCAUUUAAAUUGGUGGCCCUCUUUUUACAGGCCUACCCGAACAUUGGUUUCGGCACACCACAACUGACUUAACUUAAUAUUACUCAGCUUAUUGUUCUCGACUACAAAUAUAUAUAUAUAUAUAUAUAUAUAUAUACAAUAUUUUUUACAUCUUUUUAUUUGCAUUCUCGUCAGGCAAAGCAUCCUGUCAAGACGGGUUAGCAAAGACAUCCUUUAUAUCAGGACAGAACUCAAGAUAGAAUUCAAGAUGAACAAAUCUAAGAUUUGUAGGUCUUUAACUGCCCUUUAACAUGUGGGAGCAAUACCUAAAACUGAUGAUCUUACCACCCGAGCACAAGUGGGUUGGUACUCUUUCUGAGUUUCAGAAAUCAGGAAUUCUUAUUCUCAGAACAGAAAGUGAUAGUUCAAACCCUUCUAUCAGCUAGCAUGUUGAAAUAAACAUGCAUCCUCUUUUAUCAGAACAUCUGACCUCUUCCAUUUUACUUGCACAAGCACCUGACUGUCAAAGUUAAUAUUUUAAGCAAAUCAUUAAGUUUAUGCAUUGGUGACAUCAGCACAGACUUAUGCACCAAAGUAUACACUAUGGCAAGAGUAGGAAACCUUCGUCAGUCCAGAUGUUGUGGACUACAUCUGCCAUAAUACUCUUACUGUCAUUAUGCUGGUAAAUAAUCAUAAGAGAUGCAAUCUAAAACAUCUAGAGUGUCAAACGUUGCCUAUCUCUGAGAUUUGGGAAUUGCUAGUGCAGUGAGAUAUACGGGCUGCUAUGCAUUCCAAUGCAUUCUGCAUUUCAUGUGUUCAUGACUUUAUUGUACUGGGUCUGAGAUGUAGACAUCGUGUAGGCAUUCCAUUGCACAAAACAGAAAAAAAAUAAUAGUUAAUAAGCAAAUAACCCUGUUAAUCUUUAAGUACACUGGUGAUUUCAUUGGAGCAAUGUUCAGUUUAAUUCAUUAUACUUAUCUCAAGUUAAUCUUCUCGUCUGCAUUUUUAUGAGUGAUUGUUCCACAUUUAAUGCAUUGCACUUUUAACUGUUAUUUUGGUAUGCCACUAUCAAAAGUAGUCUCUGUAAAUAAUAAAUCAGAAUGAAGCUGGCAUCAUGAUAGCCCCUCUUAAAUUAUGCAAUCAUGUUCAGAACAAUAGAUAUCUCUGAUUAAAGUGCAUCACGAUUCUUCAAGUAAGUCAUAAUUAUGGUCACCACUUUUUUAAUAAAUUCAACAAAAUUAUAACUGUAUAUGAUCAUUAUUUUAGACCCAGUUGUUAGUUGAAUAAAACUCCUGUAAACCUUCACAAACUGUUCAACAAUUAUGGGAGCUGUAGUUUGUUGACAGCUGAAGUACAUUGGGGAAAACCUAUAUGCUAAAAAUAUUGCUUAGUUGUUAAAAUAACCAGAAUUCAAUAGGUACUAAUACAUUUUUUGAUAUCUCAGAUUAAAUUUUAGAAAGUAUACUUAAAGGGACACUAUAGUCACUAGAACAACCACAGCUUACUGUAAUUGUAACAAGAUGCAGUGUGGGUAGGCUAAAGAUAUAUACAGUAUCAGUAGAGGUGCUUCCUGGGGCAGUGCUGCAAAGUGUGUAGCACUGACAUUCAGUGUCUCCUCCCUCUGCAUGGAGACACUGAAGUUUUCUCAUAGAGAUGCAUUGAUUCAAUGGGGAGAUUGGCUAGGGCUGUAUUUGGCUUUUGCUGGCUCUGCCCCUGAUCUUCCUACUUGACAGUCUCAGCCAAAAGCAGAUAAGGGGCAGAGCCAGCAGCAGCAGACUUGACUAAAAAUAAGAUUUUGUAUUAUAUAUGGGCGCACGGAGGAAGGGGUGCUAGAUGGUUUUAUUACCACUAUAUGGUCAGGAAUACAUGUUUGUGUUCCUGACCAUAUUGUGUUUUUUAACUCUAGUUUGGAUAUCUCAAGUAGUUAGUAGAUUAUGUUUUCAUUAAUCAUAUUGUACUUUAAAAAAAUAAAUUUUAUUUUUGUUGCUUGUUAUUUUUAUCUUAAAGAUAUGACUGGUUCAAAGAACUCAAUUUAAAGUGGUACACAUUGCCCGCAGUAGCGAACAUGCUUCUUGAAGUUGGGGGUGUUGAAUUUCCUGCAUGUCCUUUCAAUGGCUGGUACAUGGGGACAGAAAUUGGUGUUCGGGAUUUUUGCGAUAUUUCUCGUUAUAAUGUGCUCCAGGUAAUUUAAUUUCAAUAUAAUAAAAUAUAUACUUUUUUUUUUACUAUUUUAGUUCCAGAAUAGGUUUCAUGCACUGUUUCAAUAUAUUUUACCACAUUUUUAGAUAAUUUUUGAAACUUUUUGGAACUGCCUACGUGUACACUAGAACAUACUGACUUAUAGUGAACUUGAACGCAUGCCAUUUAGAGAUGUAAAUAUAACAUUUUGGGCUAUAGUUAGCAAACACGUGAAAGUAGAUUUCCAAAAAUAUGUGAAUAUGGAAAGAAAUAUAGUAUAGUUAUCUAUGAAACAGAUGUGUUUUGUUUAGUCAGGUUAAAACUUAGCAUUGCCAUCAAUAUUUAAUCAAUUUCUCUCUGUAGUUGAUUAAUUACUCAAAGUUUAGAUUGGUUAAGGCUAUCUGAUCACAGUAGAUGAAAAUGUUUAUUCAAAGUUAAAAUGUUAAAUAUUUGUCAUCAUGUAAAGUGAUGGUGGAUUAAAUGAAGUGUAGAAGCUUUUUUUAUUGAUAAUAGGUCAUUUGCUCAUUUAUUUAGAAUUGUGGUGAGUUAAAAAAGGGAAGUGCAAAUUAAAGUUUAGGCUAGAAAAGUGGAAUUAAAAAUAUAAGGCUAUUUUUCCUGCUAGUUAUUUUAAUCUAAAAUGUGUAAUUUACUCGCUCACAAAUCCAGAUUAAUUAAUAGCCCCUUUGUAUUGAUGUAGCGCUUACUCAAGAAUAUGUUCUAAUGAAACGGCAAUCAACUGAGGGCAUACAAAGUAAAGUUAUUUGAUAAAUAUAAACCGACAUAUGUUUUAUCUCUUUGCAGGAUAUAGGAAAAAGAAUGGGUCUAGACACAAGCAAAGUUACAUCUUUGUGGAAAGACUUAGCUGUGGUUGAGAUCAAUGUUGCGGUACUCUAUAGCUUUCAAGUAAGUUCCACUUAUACAUUGCGUAACAUCAAGUCAGCUAAAGUGUUAGAGACUGUGAAUGUAAGAGCAAGCUGUAGAUACAAUGAUAUAUCAUUUUACUGAGCAGUAAGAAUUGAGAACUGAAUAUUGGACCCUGUUUGUUAGAUACUGGAAGAAAAGUGAGAUGCUUAAAUUUGUGACAUAAAUUUUCUAACUGUAAAGGACAUGCUUUUAUUGAUAUCAUAUAUAAUGGAUUAUUUUACACGUGUAUCAUGGCUAAUAUGGCUACCAAAAAAAGUAUUAUCAUUACCAGCUAUUAAAUAUUCCUGGAGAAAUCUACAACCUUCUUUAAACAGUGUUUUACCCAUAAAAAUACCUACACCUUGAUUCAAUAGAGCCCGAUUUGUUGAGAUUUGAUGUAGCAGCAAAGUUGCGCCAAACUACUAUUUACUAAAUGCCAUAAUCCAAAAGAAAAAUCAACGUUUCCGACCAGAGAGAAAUCAUUCCAAAUAAAAUAAUAGAAUCUGCUACCCUAUAUCCUGUGUACUAAAUGAUGCCAUGGUUUCAGAGGUAUAGCUCCGAUGCAAAUUAAGGUAAAAAGUUUAAUUCAAAAGAAGUUGCGUUUUGCCAGACUCCACAAUAAAAUCCAAGAGCUGGUCUGCUCCUCAUAUUAAAAGAUCCUAUUUGAUUUCCCUACCCCAUAAUAAAUUAAUUAUCCAAACACGUAUAGCACCAUUAACACCAUGAACAGCUGUAGUGGUUAUGGUGAUUAGAGUAUUCUUUUAUUGUGGCUUCAUCUGCUAUAGGUCACACGAGUUUUGGUAAUGGGGGGGUUUAUAGAAGACUAUUUGGAAAAAGUAAGCAGAUGCAUAAGAAAGGUGUUUGAACAUUAUUUAUUCAAAAUAAUGUAAUUCAUUUAUCCUGUACAUUAUCAUGAGGUACAGUAAGGGUCUGUUGGAAAUAUAGACAUUACCUAUUUGAUAUGUAACUCUUAAUAUGUGUUUUUGAGAAUCAGCAUAACACAUAGCUGUGAUUGAAAGUUCAUUUUAUCUGACUGGUGUAUUAUCUUGCAGAAACAGAAUGUAACUAUUACGGAUCAUCACACUGCCGCAGAGUCCUUCAUUAAACACAUGGAAAAUGAACACAGGCUGCGGGGAGGUUGCCCGGCUGAUUGGGUUUGGCUGGUUCCACCAAUGUCAGGAAGCGUCACUACAGUUUUCCACCAGGAAAUGCUCAAUUAUAUCCUCAGCCCUUUUUACUACUAUCAGGUAUCACCAUUUGUUAGAUACUAAAACCAAGAAAUAAUAUAUCACAAAUGGAAUUAUAUCACAAAUGGAAUUAUUUCAUUGUUUAAUACGAUACAUGGAAAACUUCUCAUUUUUUUAUUUUUCCAACAUUCCAAGGUUGAGGUGUAUUGUAUAUUUUAUAGUUUUGUCAGGACACAUUUCCACAUUUUAUCCAACUGGAUACCCUUUGUACAUUUGAUUGGAUUCUGCACUCACCUAUAUAAUCAAAGAAAGGCACACAUUCACUGGUAUAAUUUAGGUACCACUUGCUUGCUGUAUUCUGUCAUUCUUGUAUGCAUUUUAUAAGCCUAUCUGAUUAUUUGUUUGUUGUUUUCGAUUUAUAUUCAUGCAACACUUUUUCUUUUAGAUUGACCCCUGGAAGACUCAUGUGUGGCACGAUGAGAGCCUUAAGCCAAAAAAGAACACAUUUAAGUUCAGUACUAUUGCAAAGUAAGAACACACAGCUUUUGUAUUUGUUUUUAGUGAAAACAUCUUAAAGGAACACAUCAGGGUGUAGAUAACCAGCAGUUUUAGAAUAUAAAUAAAUAAAUACCAUAGCAACUGAACGUGAAUUAAUUGCUGCAUAACUACAAUUUAAGCAUUGUUUAAUAAGAUACUCCAGGUGGGAGAUGUAUUACAUAGACUUUCCAGAGACAUUCUCCAGCUCAGAUAUAAUCACAACUUAUUUAUAUGUUAUAUGAAUAAUAAGUGUAUAUAUACAAACACACUAUUUUCAUAUGUCUAAAUAUAAGUAGCGUGGAUGGAACACACUGAGGUUAUGCCAGAACAAUCAGCUUUAAAAAAACAACUAUAUUUGUGUCUACACAAAGGAACACUCUAGCAUUAGGAAUAGAUAUCUGUAUAUCUACAGCCCUGACAGCCCUUAUCAGUUAGGCACCCUCCAAGUAAAAUAAAAAUAAGAAAAAAAUACAUUACUCACCAUUUCUUCAGCUCCUCGGGUUGCAUCAUCCUGGAGGCAAAAAGCCAAUCAAAUGCUUCUCAUAGAGGAGCAUUAAAGAACAUAGGCAUAAGUGAGCCGCUUGCUGUGAUGCACCUAUAAUAUUGUAUCCAAUGAUUCUCUAUGGCCGACCAUAACGGCACUGUGCAUGUGUGCAUGACGUCAUGGUAUGUUAUGGUAUGAGAGCCAGGAAGUAAGAUUCCUGGCUCUCAUACCCAGAUUGCUUGGAGGCGUGACUUGAAGCCGUGCUUCCAAAUCUUCAAUUCAGUGAAAUAAAGUGUUUUGCUGGGUUGGAUGGUUGUGGGGAGGGAGGGAGGGGGAGAAGACUGCAGGCACUAUAACAAUAAGAUGCAGUUUUUAAAGUGUGUACUGUGUUUCUUUAACAGUAGAAUCUGUCAACGUUCUACAGUUAGACAUAUGUUCUGUCUCCUUUAUUUUUGUUUGCUUUAUAGGUAUCUUUUGUUAAACUGUUGUGUAACAAAUUACAAAGUAGCCAUUCUAAUCUUAUUUGUUGGAAUGCUACAUAUGUUUAACCAAAACUUUCACCAUUGUAGAUCUCUUCUUUUUGCAUCCAUUUUACUGAGGAAAUCAAUGGCUUCCAGAACCAAGGCAACUAUCAUCUAUGCCACAGAAACUGGGAAAUCCGAAACAUUUGCCAAAAAGCUGCACACUUUAUUUAGCUAUGCUUUCAAUUCCAAGGUAAACAUCUGUCUUAAAGGAUCACUCGAAAGUUAGGAAUAUAUAUCCUAACUAUUUAGAUUGCUGGGUGAGCACGUCUUGCCAAAGUUGUUGCUCCUUUCCUGGCUGAGAUGAUCCUUGCAGGUGAUCUCAGCCAAUCCAAUGCUUCCCCAAAUAUGAAAUGGAUUUUUGCUAUAAUUUUCAAUGGUUAUACACUUGCCUUCAUUUAUCAAGUAAAAACAAGUUAAGAAAUUAAAGUGCAGCUAGAUUUCAAUAGUUAUUACUGUUUCACGUAUUCAAAUUUGGAGUAAGAACAAAUAAAGAAAAAAAAUAUAUCUUUAUUUACCACCAAAAUACAAACAAUAAGGAGGUUUGUAUGUCCUUUGGAUCCCCUACUUUGCCUAAUCUACGGACCAAUACUCAUUAGUUCCAUACUGGUAGUGAACAUGCUACUAUGAAUGACAGUGCUUUGGAAAUUAUACUAAUUCAGAACAAUCUAUUCUAAUAAUGUGCCAGUUCUGAAUAGUAUUCCUAAAUUUGGCACCAAAUGGUUUCAUGUUCUAGAAACAAUAUUUAUUUUAACAGCAAUUUCCAAUAUUUUGAAUUUGAUACAAGGCAACCUUUAGGUCUACACUCAAAUGGCUAAUUAUAUAUAUAUAUUUACAAACUUAUGUACAUAAUGCUGAACUUGUUCCUGAUUAAAACGUGUCUCCCACUGUCGCUCUCUCUUAUGAUUGUGAGUUUUAUAUUUUAGGUCCUGUGCAUGGAUGAAUAUGACAUCAGUAACCUAGAAAAAGAAACACUUUUAUUGAUUGUGACAAGCACUUUCGGAAAUGGGGAUUGUCCGGGCAAUGGGGAGGUAGGAUGCGCUGAGUUUUGUUGUUAUUGUUUUUUUGUGUUGUCUGUUGAUUAUUAUUAACAAGGCAAAGCAUGUCUGAGGAAUGCUAAGAGACUAGAUAUUGUAUGAUUGCAAAAUACAAAGAACAAAUGUCCUUAUUUUCUGAAACGCAAGAAUUAUGUAACAAUACCGUAUUUUAAGUAAUAAUUUAUUUCCCAUAUGGUAAUUGAUAAAAAAAAAUGGAGGUUAUGUAUUCCGUUUAUACAGACUAAACAAACCAAAGUCUGUAUUUCCCAGAGAAUGAUCACUUUCCCCAACCUGUAUAUAGAUAUCUGCCUCUGAGGAUUGUGGGAGAAGGAGCCAAGUAUAAUUUAAAAGACUGCACAUUGUUCAACAAGCUUUAUUAACAAGCAUUAUACUGACACUGUCAAUAUAUUAAACAUCUCAGAGUUCAAUAAAGAAAAAAAAAUAUUUGGAAAAUAAAUUUACUCAAGUGCCUCUUUCACCAUGGUUUAUCAAGAAGAGGAGAAUGUGGCCAAUGAGAUUACAGUUUAAAAUCAUACAUAUGAUAAUUGAAAUCCUACAAUUCUAACAAUGUAUAAUUAUAUAUAUUUCUAUUUCAAACGAUUUGUAUAUAAAAAAAUUGUAAUUAAACUUUUAUUCCAAUAUUGUAUAAAAUACAUUGUUUCAGUGCCCAGCUGGAAUUAUCACCAGGACAAUGAGACAUUUUACACAGAUAUAAUACACUUAUUUAUAGAAAACUAAAAUACGUACCAUCCAGUUGUGCAGAUCACAUCUCCAUAUCCAUGUCCCCUAUGGACGUGUGCUGUAAAUAUAUUAAUUACCAAAGGUAAUGCCACAGCGUUGCACAAGAGAAAACUGACUGCAGUCUAAAACCCCUCACAUGCCCAUGCGUAUCGCUCAUCACACCCCCUAUUUGGCGACCAUAUUGUUUGCCAUGUAAAUAUAUAUUGCACAUGCCACACUGCUGUGAACCUAGGUACAUAUAUCAAGUUAUAAACCAUUCUGUUAUUGUGUACAACUAAAUACAUGCAAUACAUUGUUAUUAAGUGCAUACACUAUUGCUAAAAUAAGGUUCUUGACUUAUUUAUUACAGUGAUGAUUACAAAGUGCAUGAAAUAUGAAGAGGAUAAAUUAUUAUACAUAUUCAUCACCCCUCAUAUGUGUACUAGUGUUAACUGUACAUUAAAGUGCUGCUAGUUUAAUCAAAAAUAAAAAUAGACAUAACGUAGUUUUAAACUCUGAUUAUGAAUAAACAUUGUUGUGACUUAAAGUCCCAUUUCAUUCUGGUGUCAAGUGCAAAAAUACCUAUAGAAAAACAAUUAACCUAAAAGAAUUAAAAAAUAUAUAUUUACAUACACACAUAUAUUUCUAUCUUACAGACAUUUAAGAAGUCGAUCUCUGCCAUGAGCAAAUUGAAAAACAAAUUAAGGUAGGAAUUUGUAACAUCAAAGAAACGUGUUUAUGUUAGCAAAAUUAUGCUAACAUUAAAUAUAAUAGGGGACUUAUGUUUUUUUUUAAUUUAAAUAACCUUCAUGUUUCAGCAAUUCAUGUUCUAUACUUUUAUUUUUGUCCUGAUAUUACAUGUUAUGUUACUGUGGAAAAAAAUGACCAAAAUAUCUUAGAAGCUACUUCAAUAUUGUUCAGCAAACCCUUACUUAGAUACAUACAAAUAGUGCUCCACCAGCCAUAAUCAAUUCUAUAGAGUCUGUAAUAUAAAUAUUAUUUUGAACUGAACUUAUACCUUGCAUUGCAAAAAGGUGAAUCAGUGAUUCUAAAAACUGUACACCAACUACCUGAUGUAAGCUCUACAUCGUCUAGCCACUUAUCAUUCAAUGGUAGGAUUUAAAAGCAAUAAAAAACAUGCUAUAUUUGAAAAAUUUAUGUAUUUUUUGUCUUGGUAGGAAAAAUAAAUAAAUAAAUGAACAAGUAAUUACUUAUUUUGAUUAUUAUUACUAUAGUCGUUAGGUAUGGGACAGUAAGCCAAGAUUCUUCACACCUGUCUUCAUGAUAUAUCAACAAGCCAGAAUGUCUCUGUUCUAGUACAGUCACAUUACGUGAUAAUAAUAAUAAUAAUUAUAAUAAAAAAUUAUUUAACAUAAGUAGUAUUUAAUUUGGUACAUGAAACUGUACAGACAUUCUCAAAUCCUAACUUUAGAGUACAGCUAUGAAGACCAUUACAAUAGAUUAAGGCAUAUACGUUCCUCAAUUUAAUAAUGAUUUCCAAGGAACUUGAAAAUGUUUGUUCUUAUUAGAAAGGACAGGGUUAAGCAUUUGACCUACAUGUUCACCUGUACAACCUGAAAGGCAGGGACACAUACCAGAAAUGCUAGUUUGCUGCGUCAAUGAAGGAUGGAAACCAUUACAAAUGACACAAAUUGCCCCUUCAAAAGAAUAACUAUCUUUUCUUAGAAGAGCACGUGAGAAUGUAUUUCUUUAUGAGAGUACGUGGAGUAAAAGGCAAAUUUGGAGGAUAGCAAUGAGGUUCUUCUCUUUCAUAACAGGUUUGCUGUUUUUGGCCUUGGAUCCAGCAUGUACCCUCAUUUCUGUGCCUUUGCUCACACUAUGGAAGAGAAGUUGGCUAACCUCGGAGCUUUACAGAUUGGUUCUACGGGAGAAGGAGAUGAGCUCAACGGUCAAGAUGAGGCUUUCCAUUCUUGGGCAGCCCAUACUUUUAAGGUAUUACUAAACAGUUGUACAUGCACAUUUGUUCUGAGAUGAUUAUCACUUACCCAACCCAGACUUCUUUUUACCAUACAGUAUAUUUAUAAGAUGAUCUCUCUAUUUGUCUGCAUAACUGUCUAACUAUCAGCCUAUGUGUCUGUCUCUCUGUCUAUUAGUCUCUAUACCUUGCCCGGAAGGUAUCAAGGGCUAAAUAACACUAUACAAACAUUUAAACAUUCAUACAAAAAAUACGUUGAAAUAAGUACAUAAGAUUCAGAGGAUUUAUCUAGUAUGGACUAGAGGUUCUACAACAGGUGCUUUGUUGAGCCGUGACGAUCUAUUUGGCAAAACCUGGUUUUGUUAUCAUUAUAUUGAAAAAAUACAAAUCAUUGACGUGGAAGAUAAUUGUGCAUGCCAUUUUUAACUCACAAGUGCCUCUUAAUGGAAUCAGUUUCAACAGCCGUAUAGAUAUAAUCUGUCAAUUGACUAACUUCUUGUAGGACUUCUUACCAAGGAGGUCCAGGUGAUGAUCGAUAGGGCAAAACUUGUUUUUGUUAUCAAUAGUUCAAUUUCAUUUAGGUGGAGAUGUAGCUCUAUAUGAGUCUGAAUACCAUACAGAUUUGGAUAUUUCUGAGACAUGUAAUGAUAACCUUGUAAUGUGUUCCCACACAUAAAGGUGGAAAUGUACACCUGCAGGGUAUGGCGAUUUUAAAGUGAUUAAAAUAUUAAGCCAAAAUAAAUAGACAUUUUUUUCAGUCAGCUGUUUUCACUUUAUUAUCUAUUUCAUUUACACUUAUUGGACGUGUGUCAUGGGGAGGUACACUUUACCUUGCUUUAUCAUGAGUCAGAUUUGCCUAUCUCACAAUUCUUUUAAUUUUACAUGUUUUAAGUUAUUUGAUUAAUUUGUUAUGGUCUAAAACGAAAUCUACUUUGAAUUAUUUUAAAUUAAACAAAUAUAUAUAUAUAUAUAUAUAUUAAAUGUUCAUCAUAUACUUGUACUAACAUGAGGUUCUUAAGAACAAAUAUAUAACUCCAAAUACUGACUGUAAGAUAUUGAUAUAUAAAAUUUUUCUGUAUACUGUUGCAGGCGGCAUGUGAAGUAUUUAAAAUUCGAGACAGAGAAAGUAUAGUAUUGCCAAAGUGCUAUACCUCAACAGAAACUUGGAAUCCUGAAAACUACCGCCUUGUGAAGGAAACACAGUCAUUGAACUACAUCAAAGGUAUCUUCAUUUUGUAUUCUUCUUUAAGUCUAGAAAGAUAUGCAUUAAAAAAAUAUUGCAGCUGGGUCGCAGAGAUUAUCAUACUUUGCUUUACAAAGGGUAUGGGGUGCUUUUCUAUCACGGGUCAGUUUUCCUGUUAUGUAAUGUUUCAUGCCAAAGGCUAUGUGAGCACCAGUUUGUAUUUAUGACAUAGAUGCAUUCAUUAUACACAAGGAACUAGAAUCAGCUCGCUGGUGAUGGGAACUUAUAAGAGUAAGACAAAGGUUGGGUGCCUUGGUCAUUGCAGCUGUUCAACUCCUAUACUGACAAGACAUCUAAGUUGACUUUUAGAUGGUACAGCAUUGUGAGAGUUAUAGUCUACAAGAGCUAAAGUGUCAAGAGUCCUUUUGUUGGCACAGUUAAUGCCGUAUUUUCACAAUACAUCACACUUGCAUUAUUGUCACUCCACAGUUCGGUGGUCGGUGUAUUCAGGAAAAAGGUGUUGGCUCUCUGUAUUAAGGAAAUGGGGAGUUGAUGAUCUUACAGACAAAUGGACGCAGGAAGCACUUAAGAAACCAUUGAACAGAUUAGAUUUUCUAUUUAGUACUAUAUUUAUGGUUAACCAUUUGCAGGGGAUUUGCAAGCUGGAAAAUGGUACAAAAACAGUAUUUCUUUAAUUUAUUUAUUUGCUUACCCCAAAUCAGGAACUCGAAAAAGUUUGUCUUAUCUUCUUUAAUAGAGUAAUGAUUUUACUCUAUUAAAGUGGAACUACACUUUAAAUCAAAAUGUAUCUUAUAUUUAUAUUUACAGUAUAGCAAGAGUGAGGAAAAAAUAGCACAUAUUUUAAAAUGCAUGAAAUGUUCCCCUGACCUAUUUUGUAAGGGGUCAGUCUGAUGGCACUCACAGUUCCUUCAGUAAGACAUAUUUAGUACAAAUUAUUUAAAAGAUAUUUAGAAAACAAACACUGUAAUCUCACGUCUGCUACAUUCCCAAUCUCAGAGGUAAAAUAUUUACUAUAAAAUUAACUUAAAGGACCACUAUAGUGCCAGGAAAACAUACUCGUUUUCCUGGCACUAUAGUGCCCUGAGGGUGCCCCCACCCUCAGGGACCCCCUCCCGCCCGGCUCUGGAAGGGGAAAGGGGUAAAAACUUACCUUUUUCCAGCGCUGGGCGGGGAGCUCUCCUCCUUCUCUCCUCCUCCGUUCCUCCUCCUGGGCUGAAUGCGCACGCGCGGCAAGAGCUGCGCGCGCAUUCAGCCCGUCGCAUAGGAAAGCAUUUGCAAUGCUUUCCUAUGGACGCUUGCGUGCUCUCACUGUGAAAAUCACAGUGAGAAGCACGCAAGCGCCUCUAGUGGCUCUCAAUGAGACAGCCACUAGAGGAUUAGGGGGAAGGCUUAACCCAUUCAUAAUUAUAGCAGUUUCUCUGAAACUGCUAUAAUUAUGAAAAAAUGGGUUAACCCUAGAAGGACCUGGCACCCAGACCACUUCAUUAAGCUGAAGUGGUCUGGGUGCCUAGAGUGGUCCUUUAACACAAAGAGUUAAAGGUCAGCAUAGUUUUUUUGUUUACUCAACGCAAGAUGCAUACUUGCUUUGCAAAUUCAUGGUGACUCUUAAUGGCAGACUUAACUUUUAAGAGUUUCUCAUGCAUAUUCAAGGCCCAUGAUGUUUACAUGACAAGCCUGCUGCUACGGCAAAAGAGCAUAUUUAGAGUCGUUGUCACAUACCUACUAACCAAGAGUAUUUUAAUUGCAGCUACCUAUGAGGUAAUGGGAAAUAGUUUGCAUUGAAUCAUAACAUUUUAAACAACUUUAGGUCAUGUAUUCACCAAAAUGCGUGUUCUGGUAAAUGCUGUGUGGUUUACAAAUGCAGCAGAUUUAUCAGACUUGCAUUGCAUGUAUUUUUACCUGACCUUGAAAAUACUCAUACUAUUUACAGUGCUAUUUUUUCAUAAAUAACUUAAUACACACCCAAAGUAAUGAACCAACUUACACCUAUUAAAAUUAUCACUCAUCUGACAAAUAGUUUUUAAACAGUAAUAUUUACCUUUACCCGUAGUCACAGGUUUGCCACAUAUUGGCUUUAACCCCUUCUGGAAUAAAAGGGAAUCAUGAUGGAAUAUUUCCGUCAUGUGUCCUUAAGGGGUUAAUUUGGAAAAGGAAGUUGUAUAUAUUUGAUAGUACCCAAUUGGGAAUAAACUCUGAUUUCAGUCAAUUGUGGAGAACUGAAAAACAUGCUUUCACACUUAAAGGGACACUAUAGUCACCAGAACAACUACAGCUUAACAUAGUUGUUUUAAUGAGUAUAGUCAGUCCCUGCUGGCAUUUUAAUGCAGUGUUUACAUUACAGCCUAGGAACACCUCUAGUGGCCACCCCUCAGAAGGCCCCUAGAGGUGCGUCCUGGGGCUCUGCAUUGCGACACUGAACAUUCCUCAUACAGAUGCAUUGAUUCCGCUCUGAAAAAGGGUGCUUUUUAACCAUUUACUUUCUUGACAGGGGGGCUGAGGGCCUAAAUAAUGAUAUUAGAUCUAUAGUGUCCGGAAUACAUGUUUGUGUUCCUGACACUAAAGUGCCCUUUUAAGUCCAAAAACAAUAACUGGAAAAUUCCAAAAAUAAAUACUGGGCUACUUUGGCAUGCAUUUAGCAAAUUAUGUUUACAAUUCAUCCCAAUCCAAUAUUUUAUGAAUAAACCUCCACCAAUGUCACCAAACAUUAAAUUGCUUGGAAGGACCCAACGAAUUUCAUAAUACUGCUGCAGUUUCACAGAGAGUGUUACUACAUAUCUAUGCAAAAUACAGACUCUGUUCCUUGGCUUUUGGUCUCUAAGGCAGCACCAUUGCUGAGAGAUGCUGGUUCCCCACAAUUCCCUUUAUGUCUUUACUACAUAUCUCUAUGGACAAUCCAUAUUGUUGAGGUUCCUUGGUCCAUUCUCCUUUUUGUAUAAUGGUAUUCCCUCUGGUUGGGAUAUGAUGAUUCCUGGACAGGCUGUUUGCGGCCUAUCUUCUUUGCAUAAAGUUCAGAUAAGUGUUUGAUCUUUUUGUUUUUUAUUUUGCUAUGUUUUGUUGUUAAUAUAUUUUAUUCAUUUUUUGCAGCACUCACUACAAUGCAUUCUAGGAACAUCCUUCCAAUGAGGCUGAAACACAGAGAAAAUCUAUGCCAAAACUCAAGGUAAUUCAGUGACAAAAAUAGAAAAUAUUUACAAAAAUCAUUGAAUUUUUACUCAAAUGUUUACUAGUUGUUGUCAGAGAAAACCGGUCUUGUCCUAGAUUAUAUGCCAUUUUAAAAAUAUUUACUAGCCAGUGUAGCUGUGAUGCCAGUUUUAAACAUUCUCCGUCCAAAGACAAAAAUCACAAUUGAAAAGCAUGGAACCAGCAAUGUUAAUUCCAUAUUAACAUUCAAAAGUAGAAGGGACAAUCAGAACAUCUUAAUAAAUACUUGAAUAAAUAUUGCAAUUUAAAUUAAAAUGGGAAGUUCCCUGGAAUGAGACUAGGGUUAUAGACUCAUUUUCUGCUUGUAGCUUAUAUAAUGGUUUACUAACAUCGUCUUUGAUUAGAGGUUUUUAGAAUAUAUAUUAUCAUUCUAUUGUGUUUUCACUUUUUUCACAAAUUUAUUUUAAAUGAAUAUACUUUUUAAUAAUUUUAAAUAUGCAUAUAUUUUGUGCAUACCCCAAGCUUUUGUAGGUAUUUAGCCUUAUUCAAGUGAGGUAUCUGAUGCCCUUUCCUUUUGUGAACAUUGUUUACAUUGUAGCAUUAACCCAUUCAGUACCCUGCCAGAGAGCAGUGCAUGUUUUCUAGUUUGGCUAUUUUAACCUUAAAUUGUAUAUUCUCUUGAAUUCUCACUUUAGAGAAUAACCCAGAAUGUCUGUAAUAUUGGAGUGUUUUCAUAAUAUUAGCCCAUGUUAUGGUGUGCAUAUAUGCUUUUAUUGUUAGUUUAUUCCAGGUUUUGGAUGGAGAUUAAGUUGUUUACUAGAGUUAAAGGAUUAUGUACUGGCUGCUACUAUUUUGAUGUCCUUUUUCACCUGUAAAUGGAAUUAAAAAGAUACAAAAAGCCACAGUCAUCCAAUGUGUCUGUGUAACUAAAGCCAGUUGUUGAUCAGGCUGAGAGAACGGAAAUCCUGAAUGCGUAUUUAGUCCUAUUAUGAGAUCUUUCUCUUGUUCUCAGCCGUGCCACCCUGCUAGUCAAACUUUCCUGCGAGAAUAGCCAGGAAGUACAGUAUCUGCCAGGAGAACAUGUUGGUGUAUACCCUGGAAACCAUCCAAACCUUGUUACGGGCAUAAUUAAACUUCUGAAGGAUGCACCUCCCUGCAAUCAGGACAUCCGACUGGAGACACGCAGCGAACAGGGUAAGAUUUCUAUUAUGUUUCUGGUUAGUGCAAAUGCCAUAUACCAUUACUAUUCUUCAUAUCCCUGCAACUAAACCAGGUUCCACAUUAUGACCCUGAUGCUCUUGUGUUUUUUUAAAAAUAACACAACUGAAUAGCCAAUCCACUAACAGAUCAUCUUCUUGUCAUCAACACUCACUUCUAAACAAUAAGAAAACAAAGCAUUUGUGAAACAUUGUCGAACAGUGUUUUAGGUCAUGCAUUAACCAUCUCUAAGCCAAAUGACUCAUCACAAUACUCAUGGUAUAUGUCCAUCCCCCACGCCAUAAAAUGCACUGCCAGAAUUACAACUAAAAGUCUCUAUCAUGGGAUAAAAGAUCAUUUGUUUAUUGAAUGACUGCUCUGCUUACCUGCUAUUACUAGACUCUGCUUAUCUGCUCAGACUAUAAUGUAAAUGAACCACUUUACAUGGUAGUAGGGGGUUUAAUUUGCCUUUCAAAACCAAAACUUAUAAAAACUGGCAUUUAUUGUAGGUUCGAAUAAAUAAUCUCCCUUUUUUUCUAUAUCCAGCUGGAUGGGUAUGUGCUCACUCGUGGUUCUUUUGUUUUUUUGUUGAUGUUUUACUCUAAUACGUAGAGUACAGAUGCAAAAAAUAUUGAUGUCAACUAUUAAUGUCAAAAGAUUUAUCUAAACUAUUCCCACCUAUCAUGAGUGAUGUUAAAUUAGAAAUGCGAAACACAUAAUUAAUUGUCAUCAAAAUGUGAUCCUUGGUUAUUUUUCAAAUUCAUACAUUAGGUUACACAUUCACACUGUAAAUAAUAAUUUAGAGACAAAAUUCCAUAAAAAUAAAAUCCCUUCUGGGUUCCGCCAUAUCAAGAUUAGGAAAAUACAUAAUAUUUUGACAUUAGAAUUAGGGCAACAGACACCUAGAUAACAACAUACUCCAGCAUUUCAGCACCUGCAUGUGAAACAGCUCCACAUUUAAAGGGAAACUUAAACCUAAAAUCAUUGUUUAAAUUCAUUCAGAUAUACAUAUUGAAAAAUAACAUAUUUCUGCAUCAAGAGCUCUUAAAUAUGUUAGCUGACCUAGUACUGUCGUAAGUCAUUAAAAAUACACUUUGUCAUCAGUACCAAAACAGCGAAAAUAGGGAUUUCAGGUACACAAAAAACUUAUAAAAUGAUCUGAAUUUCCAGAAAAUCUAAAACCAUUAGUGCACACAAAAAAAAAGCAGUUUCAUAUUAUACACUAUUGAAUCUACAUAAACUAAUUGAUUUCAAUCAAAAUAUUGGCAUUUGAUCACAUCAUAUGGCUUUAAUGUGUUGAACUCACCAGUAUGUCAAAACACCCCAACACUGGUAGGUAUAAAUUAAAUUCUAACACGAGAGACAAACAUGGUAGUAAUAUUACUUACUGCUUAAACUGCUCCAAAAAAACUUUCAAAUGAAAUCACUGUGAUCACAAUCAAGGUCAGUUGAGGCAUAGACAGGGCACACAUAGCAAACGAGGAAGUGAAAUACAAACAUUGUUAAUAUCAUUAAUGAUUCCUGGAAAGUGAUGAUCAUUUAUAGGUUAAGACAGGUAAACACCAGUAUGUCAACUCCUUGUACUGAGUAUUUAAAGAUUUAUAUUUUACUGUGUACUUCGCAUCGAUAGACAUGCAAAUAUGUAUAAUUCUAAAACCACAGGUAACAAUUUUGAGAGAUAUCGAACUUCCAAUACAUUGUGAUUUUAAGUUACAGGUACUUAAAGGAAAACUGUCAUAAUUUUUUAUGAUUACUUAAAAUAAAGCACAACAUGUAGCCUUUACUCAUAUUGUUUUGUAAUUCAUACAUGUAUGUAAACGCAUCCUUUUGCAUGGAUCUUCUGGCUUACCCAUGUCCCCUGGAGAAGCCAUGUUAAACAUUUCUCUGGAAUGAACAGCUUGUUCAUAAAAACAAACAAACAAAACACAACAUCCUAACAUUGUGCGCAAGUGUUUGGCAUCCAAUUAUUUUUAUUUUUUUGCUUUCAACCAAAGAUGAGUAAAAAUGGCUGUCCCCACUAAUUAUGUCUAAGCCAGGAGAUACACUGAAAAUGUGUUCAUUACAAAAUAAUACACACAGUAGCUAUACAAAAUGCAGUAUUUUACUUAUCAGGAAUAACAAAAUAUCCUCGUUUUCUUAUAAAAAAUUCCUUUAGAAAUGCUUCCUUACUAAUAUUUUAGAACAUUCCAUUAAUAAUUUAGAAAGAUAGGAGAGGAAAUAAAAAAAUCUUUAUUUGCCACAUUUACAAUCAAACAAUAAAAACAAUCAGUUGCAACAAUUAUCAGCCUGCCAUUGUUUAUACAUAGUUAAUACUGCAAACAUAAUAUGUUGUAUAUUCCAUUACUGUAAAUGAUUUUGAUUUCGAAUAAAGUAAUGUAAAAAAGAGAGCAAUUAUUGCAAUCAUGCCAGGAUAGUCAGUUACGAGAAGAUGUUUAAUAUCCUGAUUGAUUUAUUUGAUUAAGAAAACCCCCAAAAGUCUCACUAGGCGUAAGGAAGUUAGAUUCGUUAACAGGAACAAUUUGGGUUAUAUAAUUACAGAUUUCCUUUUUUUUUUUUUUUAGGAAACUUUUGGACAAUCAGCGAGAAAAUCCCUUCUUGUUCUCUGUUCCAAAUGCUGACAUACUUCCUUGAUUUAACCACCCCACCAACCCAGCUGCUGCUGAAAAAAUUGUCUUUGCUGGCUGCUGACGUUACAGAUAAAACGCGGCUUGAAGAGUUGUGCAAUGUACGGAUCAUAUUCAUUGUUUAUCUAAAUGGCAUGUUAAUCAGGUUCUUUCACAAUGUAGUUGUACUGGCUUUGGCAUCAGUAUCACGUAUAUAUCCUAGCUCUAGGCACUGCUUAAAAUAAUAUUUUUUUUGCAGUCAACGUGACAUGUUAUUGUUAUUCGUGUUAAUGAUAUAUUUUUAGAGGUAUGCUUCAAAAACAGUAAGCAAUGUGGCAUAUUGUAGUGAUUAUGGUCCUAGGAGACUAUGAUUGUAGUCCCACUAUUUUUUGUCAGUUUAUUUUCAUGCGAUAAGCAUGCAGAGCUGCCAUCAGAAAUUUUGGGACCCAAAACACAGAUCAAGAUCUGGGAUCCUGGUGUCCUCCCCCAGGUCUGCCUACAGGGAACAUCCUGGGUCCACCCACAAGGAUGCAGUGUGCGUGUUUUCCGAAUGUGGUGUGUAUAGUGGUUACAGUGUGUUUAUAGUGGAUGUAGAGAGUGUGUGUAUAGUGGAUGCAGAGAUUGUGUGUAGUGGAUGAGGAGGGGUGUAUAGUGGAUGCAAAGUGUGUGUGUAAAUUGGAUGCGGUAUAUGUAGUGGAUGUAGUGUGCAUGUAAAGCGGAUGCAGUGUGUGUAAUGGAUGCAGUAAUGGAUGCAGUGUGUAUAGUGUGUGUUUUUCUAUAGUGAAUGCAGAUUGUAUGUUUGUGUAGUGGAUGCAGUGUGUGCAGGGCCGGUGCAAGAAUUUCUGCCGCCCUAGGCAAAGAUCCAUUUUGCUGCCCUCUCAUGUCACUCACUCACUGACAGAUACACACUGGCAGACACACACUCACUGACAGACAUACACUCACUUACACACACACACACACACACAUAUACACUCACUCACUGACAGUCAAACACUCACACACACACUGACACACACACAAACACACAGGCAGACACUCACUGACAGUCAAACACUCACACACUCACUGACACACACACACACACACAAACACACAGGCAGACACUCACUGACAGUCAAACACUCACACACUCACUGACACACACACACACACACACAAACACAAACACACAGGCAGACACUCACUUACAUAUAUACACUCACUCACUGACACACAUACACAGACACACUGACAGUUAAACUGACAGUUAAACACUCAAACACUCAUCUCCCUGGGGUCAAAUGUGGGGCUCCUGAACGCCUGGCUUUUCUGUCCCCCUCUCCUCAGAUGGUCAAUGGCAUUUGUUGGCAGAGCAGGCAUCUGCCAUCAAAGUAAGCAGGUGCCUGCUCUGCCUUACCUAGCACAGUUUCGGGGGCGCCCUGAGGUGGCCAGAUGGCCACCUCCGGCCACCCUGUGACUGGGCUCACCAUUCGGGAGCCUUGAGGAUCGGCUCGGCGCUGGGGGUGGCUCAAAAGUUUUGUGGAUGCAGGGUGAGUAUAGUGAAUGCAGAGUCUGUGUUUGUGUAGUGGAUGCUGUGUAUGUAUAUUGAAUGCAGAAUGUGUAUAGUGAAUGCAGAGUGUGUGUCUGUGCAGUAGACGUAGUGUGUGUAAAUAUAUUGUGCAAAAUAGGGGCUGCAUUCUGUGGGAACAAAAAAAAAACAUUUUUAAAAACAUUUAUUUCUUUUCCCCAGCUAAGCAUCUUGUUCAUGUUGUUUUGCUCUUUUAUGUCUUAAACACCAUCAUAUUCUUUAGGUCUUCCUUUUAAUAAGUGUCUCUAUUUAAUUCUUUCAGAGCACAGAUAAAUAUAAUGAAUGGAAGUCCUACUAUUACCCAACAUUCCUUGAGGUGCUAAAAAUGUUCCCAUCCCUUGAGGUACAUCCUACGUUUUUGAUAACACAGCUUCCAUCUCUAAAGCCAAGGUACUAUUCUGUUAGCUCCUCCACGGACGUGACACCCGGGGAGAUCCAUCUAACUGUUGGUGUUGUAAACUACAAGACGCAAGGUACAUUUCAUUUAUUUGUAUAUUGCUUUGUGAAAUUAGCUAUUUUUAAUCAGUACUAAUUAGUUAUUGGUAAAGUUCUCACAUAGCUGUUAAUACUAUUUCUAAGUCCCAGUACCAAUUUUCAGGUUUUUUACCACUGUCCUGACUUUGUUUCCUGGUGUCCCACUUUUGGGGGCACCGGAGAACUGUCUCUAACAAACAUAGUUAUGGUUGGGGCAUUAGGACCCCCUGAAAUAGUUCUCCUUGCAUGGUCCACCCUUGGAGGCUCAGCCUAGUUGAUUGUCAGUCAGCAUGGCAGCAUUCACGCUAUGGUGACCUGUCAAUUCUACAGAUGGGCCUGCCCCUUUAAACUCAAUGAGGUCUUUUGGCAUUCUUUGGCAUUCUUUGGCAUUCUUCGAGAUCAAUGCAAUACUCACAAACAGCUCUUCCAAACAGCAAUGGUAUGGAGAGCUUGCAUUCGGAAAUAAGGAUGCACACCAGAAAAAUAUAUUAAAGUAGUGCUUGUUAAACCAUCACCCUAAUGCAUUUUUAUUUUGUUUGUUGGGUUGUUAAUUAAUUAAGAUUCCCUUAAUUCAGUUAUAGAUCUAGUAACCUAUUUAGGACAAUAUUAACUUGGGAAAAAUAUACUACUAAAGCUAUACUAUUUGAUAAUUAUUUGAUCCAUUGAUUAAUUAAUCCACUGUUUCAAGAUUAGCAACCUGCUUUGCGCUAUGGCUCCCAUUAUGUUGAACUUUAUUCACCGUGGAAAAAAUAGCAACCUGUAGCAAAACGGACUUUGAAAACCUCUAUUUAUGUGUAUUUAUAGCGUGACUCUGUCUCUUUACCUAUAUGUUAAAUAUAGGAUCUACCAUCCCUGAUAGGUUGUGGCUUAAGUUGAAAUAUACUUACUGUUUGUAUUAACUAUUGUGCCUUACAGAUCUUUUUCUAUCCUUUUACAUUGUUUAAACCUCUUUUCCUAGAUGGCUCAGGUCCAUUGCAUGAGGGAGUGUGUAGCACAUGGCUGAAUACCAUAAACAUCAAUGAUAUAGUGCCGUGCUUUGUACGUAGGUAAAUAUACAGCGCUGGAAUGUCCAAAAACAUAUAUUACACCUUAGGGCAAGGCUGGUAAACACGUUGUCACUUUCUGCAUAAAUAAGAACUCAACAGAGGUUAUUUUUCUCUACACCACACUAAUGUAAGAUUUAAUUAGCUGUAAAAUGUUCCUAUGUAAGUCUGCUAAUGUAGCAUUCAAGUUGGUGGCAAAUAAAUAGUUGAGGUUUGUGAGUCCCAUUUGGCAGUGGUGGGCAUGGUGUAUCUCUAGAUUUAAAACCACAAAAGUCAUGAUGCUCUGUUAUUCUAAAGGCUGGCAAAGCAUCAUGAAAGUCACAGCUCUACAAAAUUUAGGAGUCUGCCUUUUGCACUGUUGAUUUAUAGUGAUACAUUUCAUGGGAGAUUAAACUUGUAUGAAAAAAAUAGAAGAAAAAGGAGGAUAGUUACACAUCUGUCCUGAGUGAUGCCUACCUCAGCGCUACAAAGUAGGGGGUAACCCAAAAAAACAUAUAUGAAAAUCGAGGAGACCCUUGAAACAAGGGGAUCCUAAUGGUAGCUCUGGGUUUUUUUCUGUCUACUCCCUUCCACCUUUACCAUAUGUUUACCCAAUCAUGUGUGCCCCCACCUUCCCUAUUAUUAUCUGAUUAUUACACAUGUUUUUUCUGUGUUUUAAGGGUCUCCUUGAUUUACAUAUAUGAAUAAAAUAGAACCUUACGGUCUACAAUACAAGCACAAAUGGUUAAUUAGUGUGAACACACAGUAGUUUUUGUACACAAUGUUUUAAUUGUGAUUUUCAUUUUGUUUUUUUAAUGGGAAUUUUUAUUUAAUAUUAAUGCCACAAACAUAACAGCCCAAAGCCUUUAAAGCAAAAAGGACUUGUUGAAAGCAGAAGAUGAGCAUUCAUUCAUGCCAUGUUUUUUUCCUUCUCCUAGUUCAAAUGCAUUCCACCUGCCUGAGAACUCAUCAUCUCCAUGUGUACUAAUUGGUACGGGGACAGGAAUUGCUCCAUAUCGAGGGUUUUGGCAACAGCGAACCUAUGACAUAGAAAAGAAAGGUAUAACAAAAUAACACUGAAAGGGUCACUUGAGGGUUUAUUGUGGCUCUAUGGAGAUCAGUGGUUCUCAAACCAAAAGUCCGGGAUUUAGGCUAAUUCUGAUUUUCUAGCUAUAGUGAAAAACCUGGACAACUGGUGUGCUUUCAGGACUGGCUUGUGUACCACUGAACUAGACAAUUCAUUAACAAUUGUAGAAUCAAGUUGAAAAAAGAAACCUUUCUUAUAGGGUCAGAGGGGACUACUACAGUCAUAUAUUGUUAUUGUUUAAUCUUCUACAUUUCCCUUUGUCACUUUAUAACAACACUCCCCAUCCUCUUCCUAUCUCAUUACCUUUUACAUACUUUGCAUUAUUCUCAGCACUAACUGCUGCCUUUGAAACACUCCUACUUGUUUCCACUUUCACUUGCCUUUAUCCCACACUUCGUUUACUUCUUCCAUAUCCUAUAUUUGAAUGCCCCUCCUUUCCAGUAUCAUUUUGCUUGCUCCUUGCAUUGUAGCAUCAUUUCUUGCAAUUUGAAACCCCCCACUCCCCAUUACUCACACUAUCCCAUACCUCCCACAAUUUCAAAAGGACAAAGAGGGAUAUUUUAGGGGUCUGAGUGGGUUUGGCCACAAGUGGGGCUGUUAUGAGAAAAUUUAGGUAACUUAAAAAAAAUAAUUGAUGCUACUAAAGUGUAAUUUAGAACAAGAACAAUGUAACUUAUUUACGCAAAUUGAUUUCUAAAAACAUUUAGGAUAUAAAAGAACACAGGGAUUUGGGCCCAAAAUAAGGACUGUCCAUUUUAAAUAGGCACAUUUGGGAGGUAUGCUAUCCUCAGACAUUGCUUUUAUUUCAGGACUCCAACAUCUUUCAUUGCAGCAGAACCACCCACUUACCAAGGAACCUAGCAUCAACAUAGUCCACUAGAAGUCGAUACAUGAAUAGCUGUUGAGCACAAGUGGUAACUGCUAUUGGGCUUUGCAGAAUGCUGUAGACUGCAAAUGUGUUUUUCUAAUUUAAAGAUAACACUAGGGAUUGUAGUCCAGCAUCAACUGGAAAGUGGCUUCAGUAGAGCACACGGACCAUAGAAGGACAUAACAAUAAAUAAAUACACACUAUAACCUAUUUCCUUUAGCUAAAUAAAUAAAGUAACAAACAGUGUAUUAAUUGCAGGAAAAAAGGCAGGUUCUAUGAUAUUAGUGUCCGGAUGCCGGCAAUUGGGUUUGGAUGAGGUCUACAAAGAAGAGACAUUAUAUUUGAAGAGCAAAGGAAUACUGAAGGAGGUGUACACUGCCUAUUCCAGAGAGCCAGGCUUGGCCAAGGUGAGUGGAGACUUGGUUAAUAUGGUACUUUAUAUUAAAGGGAUACUCUAAGUACAAAAAAAACAUAAUGAAGCAGUUUGAGUGUUUAGACCAAGCCUCUGCUGUCUCACUGAUCAAUUAUCUGCCAUUAGUUAAAUCACUUUUUAUCCUGUCCAUGCAGCCUUAGCCUCACCUCUGCUGGCUGUGACUGACACGGCCAACAUGAAAAAACUGGUUUCAUUUUCGGUCAGUACAGUGUUUUCACUUUAGAAGUUUUUAUCUCCUGCUCUGUUAAUUCAACUUUAAUUACAGUCAUGAUGUUUCUGCAGGGUCUAGAAGGCUAGUAACAAAGUUAGAGAUACAUUCUAAAUUAAAGAGAUUGUGCAAUAAAGGAUGUUUAAACAUAAGCUGUCACUUUACAGGAAAUGUUUAGGGAGGCUGUGUGAGUCACAUGCAGGGAGGUGUGGCUAGGGCUGCAUAAACACUGUGAUUUAACUCAUGAAUGGCAGGGUACCGAGUAGUUAGACUGCAGGGCAUUGUCUAUUCACCAAAACCACUCCAUCAAGCUAAAGUUGUUUUAGGUGCUCAUAGUGUCCCUUUAAAACAAGUCUUUAUUAUUAUUUAUUGCUUGAAGUACUGAAUGUUACUUUGAUUAAUCAGACAUUUCUAUUUUUUUUUUCUAAUCUUCACAAAUGAUCCUUAAAUGGACCAGACGAGGCAUAGCAACAUUAGUUCAGUUUAACUCUAUUGGUUACAUAACUAUCACUGUGAUACAAUAAAUGAAUUAAAAUACCUAACAUUGGACUCAAGACACCCCUUCUCAUAUCUUGCUAUAGCUUCUAUAGCCACAUACAGGAGCUUACACUCCAUUUACUAUUGCAAUAAGGAAGCAGACCAAUCAGCCUUUUCAUACCCUGUAACUGUGAACUAACAGAAAACAUCAAAUCUUCCACAAGAAUGCAAUAUUUGAGAAACAAAAUCAACUUUCUUAAGACAAAACCAAAUAGAAUGUGCAACAAGAUUGUAUCUUUUAAGUAUCACAGAAAAUCUUUGAAAAUUAGGGAAAUGUCUUACGUAUUUUUCCUGGUAAAACAUUUCAUAAAUUACUAAUUUCAUCAAUAAAGUUAGUCUUCAACCACUACUUGUUGCACAAUGCAAGAAUAAGCUAUCCCAUGACCUAUAGAUAUGCUAGCCUUUUAAUAUUUUCAGAUGACUGAGUAAAAUGUUGGCUUAUUACAACCUCUAACAGCUUUUACCGCCUUCCUGUCCACAGACAUACGUCCAGGACAUUCUGAAACAAAAUCUUGAGCAGGAAAUUUGUAAAAUUGUUCUUGAAGAACAGGGGCACCUGUAUGUUUGUGGGAAUAUUCAGAUGGCCAGAGAUGUGACUGCAACACUUAAGACCAUGAUCGCUAACAAGAAGGGAUUAAAUGAAGAGGAAAUAGAUCUUUUUUUCUCCCAGCUAAAGGUAUAUAAGUAUAAUUUGUGUUUUGUCUACUCUGAACAAACCUUAUGUUUUGGAAAGCUCUGAUUAUUAUUUUAAAUAUUAUAAAGUAAUUGUCAUGGAUUAUGACUGUCAUAACAAAUCUUUAGUAUUGUUAUUUUUACUCCAUCUCCUUCUUAUGUCAAAACACAAAGAAUUUCAUAUAGUUACAUAUGUCCUCACUUCCAUCUCUUAAACCAGCAAACAAGCAAAAAAAACUUUGAAAAUGAUGUAAUAAACAUCCAUAAACCUACUGUAAACUUGGUCAGAUUGCAUUGUUGGGAACGCCUCUCAGGCAGGAGAUUUUGUUCAGCCUUCCCCCACCUUCUUACCACACACUAAUCCAGUCCAGACCGGUCGACUAAUGACAAAAACAGGACAUCAUUGUUUAGCAGCAACAAGGUACCCGCACCCGAACUGGAUGUGGAAAGCAUUAGAAAUAAAAAGCAAGUAAAUAUGAAAAAAACCAUAUUUACUUAUUUUUUCAGCCUGCAUUGUAAGACAACUGUCUUAUUUAAAACUAAAGCUUCUAUAUGAGACAGUUGUCUCAAAGUGAUGCAUGUGCUUUUAAGUGCAUGACUGUCCUGUGACAUGAGAGCUUUAAAAGGCAGUUUUAAAGGGACACUAUCAGCACCCAGGCCAAUGAUUUCUUAUGGGGAGGGACUAAUGGACUUGCCGGUCUCGCCGCACAUGAGGAUUAGUGUGCCCCCCCGUCAGGUGAUGUUGAAGGUGGAGAAGCGCCAACCCAGAGUCGAGGGACAUCUGCACUGGAGUUGGGUGAGUGCUGUAAUGGUUAAUUAAGCCUUACACUAAUGGUGGCAUUAGGGAGGAGCAGAGAGAAGUAUACUGCUAGGAAUACAGAUUGUUUCCCUUCAAUGAUAAGCUCAGUAAGAGUAUCUAGCCAUACUGCUUUAGAGGGUGUUAUUAGGUGGAAUGCACAGUGCCAGUUCUUCUUUAUAUGAUAAUGACACAGCAGGAAAUUACAAGAAAGUUGAAAUGGAAAUGAAUAUGACGCUUUACAUUAAAGUAAAUGGCAAGACAAUUUUUCAGAAGGAAUUCUGUGAUCAUUUUGUUUUGUGUUGCAGAGUGAAAUGCGGUACCAUGAAGACAUAUUUGGUGCAACCUAUAAACCUUCACAGCCAAAAAAUGGAUUCCAACCUUUGACCUUUUAA